Messenger RNA from Triticum aestivum (bread wheat), 866 nucleotides. Its product is annotated as cyclin-dependent kinase A-2. NCBI's taxonomy places the organism in Eukaryota, Viridiplantae, Streptophyta, Magnoliopsida, Poales, Poaceae. Gene Ontology annotation, biological process: regulation of gene expression; signal transduction; regulation of G2/M transition of mitotic cell cycle. The record is from RefSeq and is a predicted model, not a curated record. Gene Ontology annotation, cellular component: cytoplasm; nucleus; cyclin-dependent protein kinase holoenzyme complex. Gene Ontology annotation, molecular function: cyclin-dependent protein serine/threonine kinase activity; cyclin binding; ATP binding.
CUCCCCGCCGCCGCCGCCGAUCCGCGGCCGCCGCCCCGCUCCGAUCCGCCCCGCGCCGCACGGAUCGCCGCGCCAUGGACCAGUACGAGAAGGUGGAGAAGAUCGGGGAGGGCACGUACGGGGUGGUGUACAAGGCCAAGGACCGCUACACCAACGAGACGAUCGCGCUCAAGAAGAUCCGGCUGGAGCAGGAGGACGAGGGCGUCCCCUCCACCGCCAUCCGCGAGAUCUCCCUCCUCAAGGAGAUGCAGCACCGGAACAUCGUCAGGCUGCAGGACGUGGUGCACAACGAGAAGUGCAUAUACCUCGUCUUCGAGUACCUCGACCUCGACCUCAAGAAGCACAUGGACUCCUCCGCGGACUUCAAGAACCACCACAUAGUCAAGUCCUUCCUCUACCAGAUCCUGCGCGGCAUCGCCUACUGCCACUCGCACCGCGUGCUUCACAGGGAUCUCAAGCCCCAGAACCUGCUGAUUGAUCGCCGCACCAAUUCAUUGAAGCUUGCUGACUUCGGGUUGGCCAGGGCGUUCGGCAUUCCUGUCCGGACAUUUACUCACGAGGUGGUGACAUUAUGGUACAGAGCACCAGAAAUUCUUCUGGGUGCAAGGCAGUAUUCUACCCCUGUUGAUGUGUGGUCGGUUGGUUGCAUUUUCGCCGAAAUGGUGAAUCAGAAACCCCUAUUUCCUGGUGAUUCUGAGAUUGAUGAACUCUUCAAGAUUUUCAGAAUUAUGGGCACUCCUAAUGAAGAAACCUGGCCAGGUGUUUCUUCGUUACCUGACUACAAAUCAGCUUUCCCCAAGUGGCCGUCCGUGGAUCUCGCAACUGUGGUUCCAACACUCGAACCUUUGGGACUUGAUCUUCUCUCU